Messenger RNA from Symbiodinium natans, 5961 nucleotides. Lineage: Eukaryota; Dinophyceae; Suessiales; Symbiodiniaceae. The record is from the annotation of a GenBank genome assembly.
AUGGUAGCGGAGCCGAGCGACUUGUUUCACUUCGACCCGAUCCUGGACUCCCUGGAGAAGCAGAGGCUUCUGAACGGCGACUUGGUGAAUCGUGCGAAGUUUGUGAUCGCGGAUUGGUUGGUGGAGAAAGAAGGCCGAGCUGCUCAGGCAGCUGAAAGGGCCACAGCCGCUGCAGAGGCGGUGAUGAGGAGCGCCAACGAGCAGAGGCGACUGGAGUCUUUGUCAAGGAUCAUCCAGAAACCCGACAUGUACAAGCCGGAGACGAGGGAGCAGGAGAUCGACCAAUGGAUGGAAUGGAGGCAUGUGAUGCGAAACUACUUGGGCGUCGUGGACCACCAGUUUCUGGAGGAGCUGGAUGUCUUUGAGGGCAAUGCUUCGAAUGAGGUUGUCCUCAGCACACUGAACGACGGCGCCAAGAUGAGAAGCCGAGAGCUCUACGCCAUCUUGCAAAGCUUUGUUCGCAACCGCCCGGCGAAGAUUGUUCGGAAUGUCGGCCAGUCCAAUGGCUAUGAGGCAUGGAGAUUGCUGAUGGUCGAGAUGCAACCCAAGACGAGACAAAGACAGCUGGCCUUGAUGACCCAGCUGAACUCCAUGACCUUUGACCCGAGGAAGUCCCUGAACGAGCAGCUCGGAAAGUAUGAGGAGGUUAUUCGGGAGUGCGAGCGCAUUAGUGGCACGACCUACCCCGAGGACCUGAAGGUGUCAACUUUGGUGAGUGCAGCUCCUUCCGUUCUACAAGUUCAGCUGCACAUGUCCCUCAGUAGUGACACCACCUACCACGACUUGAAGGAGAAGGUGCUUUCGUACGAGCGAUCGACUACCAAAUGGCAGGCAGCCAAUGGUCUUCAAUUUCCUGCUGUACAUCAACAAGAAGAUGGACCUGUGCCCAUGGAGAUUGACAAGGUGACCUACCCUGAUGGUGGCAAGAAGGGAAAGAAAGGCGACAAGGGCAAGACGAAGAAAGGCAAGGACAAGUCCAAGGGCAAGAAGGGCAAGAUGAAGGAUGCAGAUGGGAAGGCGAACAAGCCGAAGGGCAAUUGCCACACAUGUGGCAAGCCAGGGCACUAUUCCCGAGAGUGCUGGUGGAACACUGGAGGUGCUGGAGGUGCUGGCAGUGGAAAAGGUGGCAAGGAUAAGAACCGGAAAAAGGUGAACCAGGUCCAAGCCGAAGCCCAGAGUUCAGAAGCCACUUCCAGCAACCCAACGGCAACGGCUUCGUCAAGUACACAGGCAGUUCGGCAAAUUCGACUUCGCACCCCACCUUUGACGAGUACGACCGAGAUCUUCGACAUCUCCGAAGAGGCCUUGUUUGACUUGGACCAGGAGUACCACAUCAACGAUCUCGGCGGACGAGGAGAUGGAGCACCGCCUAACCUCUUGGAUGCCCAGAAAAACCCCAUCGCGACCCAGGCCAACAGGAAGUUUGACUUCUGGUUCAAGAGCAAAGAUGGCCAGGAGUUCGCCGUGAGAGAACAAUGUGUAGUGGGAAAUGUCAAGCAACCGCUCCUAGCGGUGGGAAAACUCCUUCGCAAAGGGUGGCAGCUCGUACAUCACGGAGGCACCUUGACCUUGCAAGAACCAUUUGGUCGUGGGGCGCCUGUCGGCUUCAAACAUAACAGCUUGGUGGCUGCCGGCCACAUCCGUUCGGUACAAGUCGUCAACGCUCUCACAGAAGUGCCGAAGAGUAUGCCCCCGACAACACCCAAGCUUGAGAAGUUCCCCGAAGAGAUCCAGAAGUUGGUGGGCAAGAUGGGCAUGCACAGCUUACCUGAGCGAGGAUGGAAGGUUCACUUUGAAAGUAAGGCAACCCAUCUAUUGGACCCGAGAACGUGGUAUGAUCCUGAUCUUUAUCGUGCACGAACUACCUGGAUGCAAACUUUGAAAGGCCUCUGGAUCCAAGUGGAGAACUCCGAAGACUACUCGAGCGAGUUCAGACCCUAUGCACGCAUUUGCGAUGAGCCUCGUCCCCGACUUACUUUCGUGUCGAUGGACAGCUUUGGUGAAGGAUGCUUUGGUGGAGUUGGAAUGCCGCCGAAGAGAAGCUGUCGUUUGGAGAACGAGAUCGAGGUCGAGGACGAAGUGAUGGAAGAUGCUUUGAAUGCAGCCGAGACACCCCUUCAGGAGGCGCCGAGCUCUUCCAGUGGGCGAGCCGAAGUCAGAGGCCACCAACAAGCCGCGACUGCAAAGGAAGUCAUCCAGGACAUGUAUCUCGAGGAGGUUGCCGCCGACAAAGCUGAGAGAGCAGCAAAAGAGUCGAUGGCCCGACAGCCCAAUAUGAUGCCAAGAUCGGACCCGGAACCGACUGAAGAUGAGAAGAAGAAGCACCAGGUGACCCACAUGCCCUAUGCCAGCUGGUGCAGUGCAUGUGUCAAGACGAGAGCGAGAGGAGACAAGCACAGCGAAAGAAAGGACCAGAAGCACAUCCCAGUGAUCCAGGUCGACUUCUUCUUCACUGUUGUGGAUCCUGAAGGCCGGCCCUUAGAGGGACAGCAAGAUGAACAGACAUGCUCAUUGGUGGCCGCCGAUCUGGAUGCGAGAAUGGUGUUGUCGGUGCCUGGACCGAACAAGGGCAAGCAGUCCUUAAGGAAAUACGUGGAGGACCUGGUGAAGUUCAGCAUUGCCCUCCACGAAGACGAUGGCAUCAUUCUUCAAAGCGAUGGAGAACCUGCAAUCAAAGCAGUAGUGAGGGUAGCGACUGAAGCUCGAGCGAAGAUGGGGCGGCGAACGGUGCAGAGAACAACGCCAGUGCAAGACCAUGCAGCUAAUGGAGCGGCAGAGCGAGCAGUGCAAACCGUCCGCCGACUUGGGAACUGCCUCAUGGAAGCGGUGGAGGAGAUCCACGGCAAACAACCUGUUGGGUCCGACCUUCGUGUUUGGGCCCAAGGACAUGCAGCUUUCCUCUACAACAGGUUCCACGUCCUUCAGAACUUCCAGAAGACACCGUAUGAGCUGGCGUUCGGAGGAGGAGCGCAGUGGUGCACUGGCAUUUGGGCUGGUGUGAAUCCACACAACGGGGCCCACCACAUCCUCACCGAGAAUGGCGCGAUUGAGUCGAAUGCGGUGAGGGUUUCUGCCGAACAGCUUGACGUCGCGAAGUUCAAAGGCCUGCCCUGGGAGACCAAAGCCGUGGUGAUCAAGAUCAAGAAGCGAGUGGCACCGCCGGAGCCACUUAUGGUUGAGGUUGGUCCAAAGCCUUUGUCUUCUGCAGAGGCAGGGGCUACGCCAACAGGUGACGCAGACGCGACGCAUCUGGGCGGCGCAGCUGCGGCGCAACUCGGAGGCGCAACUGUUGCUCGACCCGACGGACCCGGUGAUGAAGCGGCCAGCGACCCACCGAGCAGUGAAAGCGAGGAACUGAUGGCAGAGAGACCGCAAGCGAGUUCGCCGAGCAGGUCGAGCAAGCGCAGGGCCGAGGAAGACGUGGAGAAGCUCACCGAGAAGCUCACCGAGGAGGUGCUGGAUGAGAUCAGCAAGGACAAGGACCAAGUGGAGUUCUUUAAGAAGCUGCGCAAAGAGAGAAUGGAGAGAGAAAAGGGUGAAAAGAGGAAGAGUGAAGAUGCCGAACUUGCUCCUCGUGAUCUAGAAGGACACAUCCGCCAGAUCCAGACGGUGGAUUCCGAAUGGUAUGAUGGAGAUGAGCUUUGGGAGACAGAGAAUCACGAUACCGACUUCUAUGAGUCCGACCACGACGCGACCUACCACAAGCACAACACCUUGGACAGACCGAAGGGAGACACUCCCCCAGAGGUGGACGAGGAGACCCUGAACCACCUAGAUGACCUCGCCGAGCUCCAGGAGAUCGAGAGGCUGGAAAAGAUGUCCGUCUUGGUGGAUGUGUGCCCGGAGGAGGAUGCAGAAUGGUUGUCUACGACCUUUGUCAAAACAUGGAAGGCCGAGGCAAAGGGCGAGGAUGUCACCACCUGGUGGCGACGCGCCCGGCUGGUGGCACGUCAGUAUCGACACUUCAACGAGUUCGAGCCGGAAGACACCUUUUCUCCGGCCUCUACGAGUUCCCUGCUGAGACUGCUCCCGGUCGUGGCCCAAACUUGGCAUACCCCGAUAUGGAUCAUCGACGUGAAGGAGUGGUAUCUCUUUCUCAACAGCGACCUGAAGGAGCUGGGCAUGGAGGCGAUGAUCGAGGUCCCGACCUUGUACAGGGCAGUCAACAAGGAAGAAAGGCGUGCUGCGCAAGUACAUGUGGACGACGCGAUGGUGACGGGAGUGGAGUGGAAUGGAAGCAUUACAGUGCGGCCUGCUGCCCAUUUCUACAACGACAUCUACGAGCUCUUGGAGAGACCCAAGUUGAGGAGCACACCUGGACCUGCCGGAGGAGACAUGUUUGCCGAGGACGCCAGCGAAGAGAUGGCAGACGGCAAGCUGUAUAGAACCAUUGUGGGCAAGCUUCUCUACAUUUCGGGAGAGCGACCUGAUGCACAGGUGGUCAUACAGUACCUGGCGGCAAAGGCCAGCAGGCCAACCGUGACCGCUACGAAAAUCCUCAAGCAUCUGGUGGGCUACCUGAAGGCGACGGAAGGGCAAGGCAUCAACCUGAAGUGCGAGAAAGGAGAGUCCAUCAUGCGAGAUGGCGACCCCGAAAGCCAUAGCUAUCAACCCCAUCAUUUGGUCGAGGCCGUCUCCGACAGCAACUUCGCCAACGACCGUACCACCAGGAAGUCCCUGUCCUCAGGCCACAUCUACUUGAACAAGUGCCUGAUGUUCUCGUUCGUCCGAGGACAGAAAGUGGUGACGUUGAGCUCUGGGGAAGCAGAGCUGGUGGCAUUGACGCAGACAGUGGGCGAGAGUAUCCUGGUGAAGAAGGCCUGGGAGUUCCUGACCAGGGAGGAGACCUGGCAUUUGGCCAGGACAGACUCUUCCGUAGCUCGGGCCAUAGCUACGCGACUUGGCGUGGGCAAAGUUCGACAUUUACAAACCUCGUGCCUUUGGUUGCAACAGUGGAUUGCGAGAAAAGAAUUGAGGAUGGCCGCGAUUCCAACAUCCAAGAACCCGACCGAUUGUGGUACCAAAAUUCUUCCAGGAUCGAGGUUAAAGUACCUGAGCUUCAUCAUGAAUCUGGUGGAUGGAAAGAGCAACAGGAUUGGAACUGAGGAGCACCGGAAGGAGGCGAUGACAUUAUCCCCGAACCUGAUCCGAGCCAUCCAAGCGGUGAUGGCCAUGAGCUUGCAAGGAUGCAUUGGAGGCAACGAUGAUCAGAUGGUAGACAUGUGGACCUACGUGUUCAUCUUCGCCAACUACUUCGAGCCCAUCGUGAACAACCCGAUUUUCGGCUACGGCAUCAUGAUCAUGCUCCUCUUGGUGAUGUGCAUGCUUGGUGCGAAUUGGAAAGUGGAAGUAAGAGUCAGCUCCAAAGGAGCAGACUCGAAGCAUGAGACAAAGGAAGGGCUUGAGCCCGGCUACGAAGAUGGACGAAAAGGCCCUGGAACCACGAGCGAACGACCAUCGAGUUCUACAUCUUCUGGGCCCACGAUCAACAUAGUGCUCAACACUCAAGACCAUGGAACCAUAGUCGAACGACCAUCGAGUUCUACAUCUUCUGGGCCUGUACUAUAUCGUAAAGUACCUGGAGUCCCUGGCGAUCGUGAACAACGAGCUGACCCACCGGGAGAAGUAGAUCAGCUACUCGAACGUGCAGAGUCUCUUCAACGACAGCAGCAAGAACGAGUACAAGCACAUCCGCCGUCAAGGGAUCCACAGGGCAUUGUGUAUGGCAAAGUGAAUCGAAGCCGGCGAGUGGCAGUGGCCACAGCGUAUGGAUACAGCUUCCACGAGGCCAACUGUUCGAGCAUCACGAAGGACGCCAAGCAGAGCCGGAUGAUGACAGUGGAAGAAGCUUUGCUUUUGGGCAAAGCACCGUGCCAAAGGUGCCUGCAGCCCAUCUUCGAUGAGCUGAAGCAGCUGAACCCCAACAACAAAGUGUUCGAUGGACAGCGGAAGCGGAAGUGA